Messenger RNA from Orycteropus afer afer, 603 nucleotides. RefSeq names its product keratin-associated protein 4-7-like. The transcript has a single exon. The record is from RefSeq and is a predicted model, not a curated record. Gene Ontology annotation, cellular component: keratin filament. The coding region runs from base 1 to 603 and encodes 200 amino acids. Lineage: Eukaryota; Metazoa; Chordata; Mammalia; Tubulidentata; Orycteropodidae.
AUGGUCAACUCCUGUUGUGGCUCCAUCUGCUCUGACCAGGGCUGUGGUCAAGGCCUCUCCCAGGAGACCUGCUGCCAACCCAGCUGCUGUCAGACCACCUGCUGCAGAACCACCUGCUGCCAACCCAGCUGCUGUCAGACCACCUGCUGCAGGCCAACUUGCUGCCAACCCAGCUGCUGCCGACCCACCUGCUGCGGUUCUAUCAGCUGUGGCUCCAGCUGCUGCAGGCCAACCUGCUGCAUCUCCAGCUGCUGCCGCCCAGUCUGCUGCCGCCCCAGCUGCUGUGUGUCCAGCUGCUGUAGGCCCCAGUGCUGCCAGUCUGUGUGCUGCCAGCCCACCUGCUGCAAGCCCAGCUGCUGUGUAUCCAGCUGCUGCCGUCCUACCUGUUGUGUGUCCAGCUGCUGCAGGCCUCAGUGCUGCCAGUCUGUCUGCUGCCAGCCCACCUGCUGCAUUUCCAGCUGCUGCCGCCCUUCCUGCUGUGGUUCUAGCAGCUGUGGUUCCAGCUGCUGCAGGCCAACCUGCUGCAUCUCCAGCUGUUGCCGUCCAGUCUGCUGCCAGACCACCUGCUGCCGCCCAACCUGCUCUAGUGCUUCUUGCUGCUGA